AUGGAUGAGUCAACAGAAGUGCGAACCGAUGGCAACUCUCUGCUAAAGGCGGUCUGUUUGAGUCGUCUGCGCCUGACUCGGCUGCUCUUGGAGGGAGGGGCCUACAUAAACGAAAGUAAUGAACAUGGCGAGACACCGCUUAUGGUGGCCUGCAAGACACACCAUACAGAUUCACAGAGUGUACCCAAACACAAGAUGGUUCGGUAUCUUCUGGAAAAUGGUGCUGAUCCAAACAUCCAAGACAAGACAGGGAAAACAGCUCUGAUGCAUGCAUGCCUUGAACAAGCUGGAGCUGAAAUACUGUCACUCCUUCUGAGCAGUGGAGCUGAUCCAACUCUGGAGGAUCAUGCAGGCUUAUCAGCACUGGUUUAUGCAGUCAAUUCAGGAAACAGGGAUGUCCUCAGGGUCCUCUUGGAUGCCUGUAAAGCAAAGGGUAAGGAGGUUAUCAUCAUCACCACCAACAAACUGCCAUCUGGCCAUCAUGUUACAAAACAGUAUCUCAAUGUCCCUCCACCCCCUGACCUUGAGGAGCGCCUGCAUUACACCCCAACAACUUGUUGUAUGUCUGCAUAUGAGCUCCAGCUACAAACUCCUCCACAGGGCUCCUCGGCAAGUGCUUCUCCCCAGCCCGGUAGCCCCCUUCUUGGCCUCAGGGAUUUCCAGUGUUUUCGCUCAGGGUCCGGCCAUGUCACAUCUCAACCAGGUUCUCCAAUCCAACAUCCUAGUCCUUUACGUGUUAAUGGAAUGGAUAAGCAACUUAAUCUUCAUAGACUUCACUCAGAGCAGUGGUCCAAAAGUCCUUCCUUGCUGCUCCAGCAGAGCCAGGAUUCCUCUCUGACAGAGGAGCCAGUGGAAGUUACACCUGAGGAGGACUUGUCCUUCAGAGUCUGUAACCUUGUCAGCCGCAGCAGACCUCCUGCUGUUUCACGCAACCACAGUAUCGAUGUCCAAGACACACCAGGGCUUCUGAAAGCACUAGAGACCAUGUCAGGAAAUGAGAAUAGGGGAGGUGGAAGAAGAGCCUUUGGUAGAAAGAUGUCAUAUGACAGCGCUGCAAGUUCACUGCAUUCUGCUUCCCACCCAAACUUGCAUCAUGACAGUCUCCCCUUUCCCCAUGAAUCCAGUCCUGUGGAUGAAGAUUCCGCUGACUGUCUUAGACAACUGAAUGUUUCUAGUCUGCAAAAUGUGGUCCGUCGGCAGAAUAUUGGUAUUAACCACUACAGUUCUGACUCUCAGUUAUCACAGUUUGGCAGCCGAAACAAUAGCUCCAAGAACAGUGGUGGAGCUGGAGUGGGAACAGAAAGGCACAAGCUCAUCAACAUCAGGUCCUCCACUCUGUCAGGAUCCAGGGAGUCCUUGGAGAGCUCUGUCCAGAGACGAGGCGCAGCCUGGCUGGAGCGAAGAGGCUCAGGGGCCCUACUUCUAGAUCACAUUGCCCACACUCGCCCUGGAUACCUUCCUCCUCUGAACCCCCAUGCUCCAAUACCACACAUUGGGGUCUGCUCUAGCUCUUCCUACCCUUUGAGUGGAAGUAGCAAGACACUGAACGGUGUUCUUACAGGGUCAAAGCCUUUUGCCCCUUGUGCACCUGUUUUCCUGAAGAAUAUACAAACCAAGAAAAUGCUGUGGAGACGCCACUCAAUGCAGAGUGAGCAGAUGAAACAGCUCGGCAACUUCGAGGAAACCUUUGGCCGCUAG
This is a messenger RNA of Seriola dumerili (greater amberjack), 1698 nucleotides long. It is a transcript of the gene ankrd34bb, whose product is annotated as ankyrin repeat domain-containing protein 34B-like. NCBI's taxonomy places the organism in Eukaryota, Metazoa, Chordata, Actinopteri, Carangiformes, Carangidae. Gene Ontology annotation, molecular function: protein binding. Bases 1 to 1698 code for a protein of 565 amino acids. The transcript has 2 exons. The record is from RefSeq and is a predicted model, not a curated record.